Leptopilina heterotoma is the source of this 962-nucleotide messenger RNA. RefSeq lists its product as uncharacterized. The transcript has 2 exons. The record is from RefSeq and is a predicted model, not a curated record. Lineage: Eukaryota; Metazoa; Arthropoda; Insecta; Hymenoptera; Figitidae. The coding region runs from base 139 to 603 and encodes 154 amino acids.
GAAACUAAUACAAUGGUAUAAUAUUAAAUAAAUAAAGCGUUUAGGUUUUAAAUAAUACGUCAUGCAACUCUAAUCAUUACCUUCAGAAAAGUCGACGAAUACGAUUCAGUGAUUUUUAAAAAAACUGCAACAAUUAAAAUGAAGCUAUAUUUUUUGACGUGUCUACUGAUGCAAAUUAGUAUUUCUAUAGUAUUUGCUCUUGAUGAUCGAGUUAUUUGGCCUAAAUUUGAUGAUAGUUCAACUGAAUCCAGUUCUACAUUUGAGGAUAACAAACAGAAGGAAACUAAUGAUCAAGUUAAUUGGCCUAAAUUUGAUGAUAGUUCAACUCAAUCCAGUUCUACAGUUGAGGUUAACAAGCAGAAUGCAAUUAAGACUAAUGAUGAUCGAGUUAUUUGGCCUAAAUUUGAUGAUAGUUCAGUUCGAUCCACUUCUACAAUAAGGGAUAACAAACAAAAUGAAAUUAAGACUAAUGAGAAAGAGAAACGAAUUACAGAUUUAAUCAAUUCAAUAUUUUCUCCAACAGAUGAUUCAGAAGAUUACAAACAAAGGAUAUGGAAAAGAAAUGAUCUGAAGAAUAAGACAUUGGAGAAUUCAAAUAAAUAAAAAUUCAAUAUAUAAUACAAAUCAUUAAAAAUGUAAAAUAGAACGAAUAUAAAUAUGAUGCCAAAUGACAAUUCGGUGUAUUGAUUAUUAAAAAUUGUUUCCAAUCCAAUAAGAUUUUUUGAUUAAAAUCCUAACAAAUCCUGUAUUGAAAAAUGACUGAAAGUUCUUUCACAUUGUAUCCAAUAAUUUGAAGGAAAUUUGAACGCGUUGUGGUCGAGAUUUUCGUUCAAUGAGCGUUUUCGGUCUUUGAGCCUAACAUAUAUAUAUAUAUAAUUAAAAUUAAGAAUAAAAAAAAACUUCUUCUUCAGAUUUGUCUUCUUCUGUUCUUUAUAUGUAAUAAACAAAAAUUGUUUUUCGUA